AUGCCAGAUCAAGUUCUGAGUUUGCCGACCUCGUGUUUCCUAGUAGACUUGGACAAGGUAAAAAGGAACGCACAGGUGAUGCAAGACAUGUGCGACCGUCUUGGGGUACAAUUACGACCGGAUACAAAGACUCACAAAACUGCGGAAGCAGCGGAUAUUCUAAGUGGUGAACGGAGAAGAUGUAUUGCCGUUUCUACAUUGGCAGAUGCAGACACGUAUGCAGAUAAUGGAGUUGAUGACAUUCUUUAUGCCUUUCCUAUAACGAGUAACAAAAUACCAAGAUGUCAUCAGCUUCACAACAAGCUGAGUGCAUUUCACGUGAUGCUUGACAGCAAGGCAGGGUAUGAGACUCUGGAGGCCAUGCCACCUGAAGGCAAGAAACCCUUGAGUAUGUACCUUGAAAUUGAUGUCAAGUAUCAUAGAAAUCUCAUGCAAAAGGGCAUCGGUUCAUGUUCGAUGGAUGAUAUUGCUGGGCGUGUUGCAACCAGAGUGAUUGGCCACAAAGUUGACCUAAACAUUCUGAUAAUCGACUGUUGAUUUCUCGCCAUAAGUAAAGACGGGAUGGAAAACAAUUUGCCAAAUGGUCCUUGGAUGAUUCAAGACAACCCGAAACUCCGACUUGUUGGUUUGAGUCAAGAACUUGGGAAGGUAGCCGCUACGGAAGGGAAAAUUGAUUUCUCCAUACAUCCAAUUGAAUAAAUGAUGUUUAUCUUUCCUUAUCACUCGUGUGCUAAUGCUGCUAUGCAUCCGGUCUAUUUCGUCUUUUCUGGAGAUAACAUCAAUGCAGUUUGGAGGCCGACUCGUGGAUGGUGACACUUGGAAAUUAAUCUUCCAUGAUGAAGAAAGAUAUUCUCCAGAGUUGGA
Messenger RNA from Mizuhopecten yessoensis (Yesso scallop), 864 nucleotides. RefSeq names its product D-threo-3-hydroxyaspartate dehydratase-like. NCBI's taxonomy places the organism in Eukaryota, Metazoa, Mollusca, Bivalvia, Pectinida, Pectinidae. The transcript has 6 exons. Gene Ontology annotation, biological process: D-serine catabolic process. The record is from RefSeq and is a predicted model, not a curated record. Gene Ontology annotation, molecular function: D-serine ammonia-lyase activity.